UCAUCUCACUAAUUAAAUCUCAAUGGAUCCAUCAAAAUUUCCUUUUGAUAUCGAAGCUUAUAAAAGGCAAUCUGAAAUUGAAGAUACGUAUAUCCUCAAUUAUUUUAGUGAGCGCCGAAAGAAAAUAGAGGAAGACUUUCCACCUCGCACGAAGAGAAAAUACUUCAAGAGAGAUCAUAUAGCGGCAAAUCAAAGACUAGUUGACGACUACUUUUCCAAUCAACCUACAUACGACGAUGCAAUGUUUCGUCGACGAUUCCGAAUGCGAAAACAUGUUUUCCUUCGAAUCGUUGGGGACCUAUCAAGUACUGACGACUACUUCACCCAGCGAUUUGACGCAGCCAAUAAAGAAGGUAUAUCUCCAUUAGCAAAAUGUACCACGGCCAUGCGAAUGCUAGCAUAUGGUGUGGCGGCCGAUGCGGUGGAUGAGUACAUCAAAAUUGGAGGUACUACAGCUCUGGAGUGUUUGCGUAGAUUCUGUAAGAGAAUCAUACAAUUGUACGAGAAAGAGUAUCUUAGAGCCCCAACUCAAGAGGACCUGCAGAGAAUUUUGCAUGUUAGUGAAAUGCGAGGGUUCCCGGGGAUGAUUGGGAGUAUUGAUUGCAUGCACUGGGAAUGGAAAAAUUGUCCUACAGCAUGGAAAGGACAAUUUACUCGGGGUGAUAAGGGAACAACCACUGUUAUUCUUGAAGCAGUAGCAUCACAUGAUCUAUGGAUCUGGCAUGCCUUUUUUGGAUGUCCAGGCACAUUGAACGAUAUAAACGUUCUAGAUCGUUCACCAGUGUUUGAUGAUGUAGAACAGGGAAAUACUCCAAGAGUUAACUUCUUGGUGAACCAACGUCCGUAUAAUAUGGCAUACUAUCUAGCUGACAGUAUAUAUCCUUCUUAUCCUACUUUUGUCAAAUCGAUUAGGCUUCCUCAAAGUGAGCCGGACAAGUUAUUUGCAGAAGUUCAAGAGGGAUGCCGGAAGGACAUCGAACAUGCAUUUGGAGUGUUGCAGGCUCGAUUUAAAAUAAUUCGCGAACCAGCUCGCAUGUGGGACAUAGACGACUUGGCUAUCAUUAUGAGGUCAUGUAUCAUAUUGCAUAAUAUGAUUGUUGAGGAUGAACGUGAUACAUAUAUUCAACGAUGGAACGAUUAUGAUCACUCUGAGGCAAGUGGGUCUAGUACACCGCAGCCAUUCUCGACCGAGGUGCUACCUGCAUUUGCAAAUCAUGUACGUGCUAGAUCCAAAUUGCGUGAUUCAAGUGUGCAUCGCGAAUUGCAAGCAGAUCUAGUCAAACACAUAUGGGCAAAGUUCGGAAUGUUAAAUGAUUUUUAAGUUUUUGAGUUGAGUCUAUUGUACUAGUUAUGUGUGUUUUAUUGGUUGUAUUGGGUGCUUCUUAUUGUAUUGUAUUGUGUUUUUCUUAUUGUAUUGUAUUGUGUUCUUCUUAUUGUACUGUAGUGCAUUUUAAAGUUUUUCGUAAUUUUAUUUGUUUUAAU
Camelina sativa (false flax) is the source of this 1482-nucleotide messenger RNA. RefSeq lists its product as uncharacterized. Lineage: Eukaryota; Viridiplantae; Streptophyta; Magnoliopsida; Brassicales; Brassicaceae. The record is from RefSeq and is a predicted model, not a curated record.